GUCGCCAAAUUAACAGUUACCUGCGUUCGUUUGCUUGUGUCCGGCCAAUACCCCGGGGUGUAUGGGCCUCCAGUUGUGAGUGGUGGGCAAUCCUUUGGCUCGGCCGGAGCACGACGCGUACAGCCUUCAGUAGCAGGUUCGGCAGUCACUGCUAUCUCGACUAGUGGUGGUAGUGGCAACGGAGGCAUUCCUGCUCAGUCAUCUGGCCCAAGAUCUCAAUUAGCUACAGAAGCCCAGCAGCUGGAUUCACCUGGAGCAUCUGCCGUUGGACUGAAAUGGGUUUACUACUUACGAGGAGCCGAUCCAGCUCAGACGGAGAUCAUGAUCAAUCGUGUUGGAGGCAGCCCAUCGGGGAUCAGCUAG
Protopolystoma xenopodis is the source of this 363-nucleotide messenger RNA. The record is from the annotation of a GenBank genome assembly. Lineage: Eukaryota; Metazoa; Platyhelminthes; Monogenea; Polystomatidea; Polystomatidae.